UUGAAAGAGGGAUGGUCGAAACAGAUAGCAGAAUCAAGGCUUACAAAUUUGUGGCCUAUUCGGCUGUUGCUUUUUCCGUAGUUGCUGUCCUCUCUGUUGUAAUCACUCUACCAAUGGUUUAUAAUUAUGUAGCUCAUGGUUCAGCAAAAGAUAUUUAUGUCGAAGUAGCACACAUGAAAACUGCAGAAAUGGGGGGUGCCAAAAAUCGAACAGCACGUCAAGCUGGUGGAUAUGCUCCUGUAGUGAACGCGCCACCUACAUGUGGAGACUGUUGUCUACCUGGCCAACCUGGACCUCAAGGCCCACCUGGAAAGAGUGGAAAGCCAGGAAAACCUGGAGCUCCUGGGACGCCUGGCACGCCGGGCAAACCGCCAGUCUCUCCAUGCGAACCAGCAACACCACCACCAUGCAAACCAUGCCCACAAGGACCGCCCGGCCCUCCAGGACCCCCUGGACCACCUGGAGAGCCUGGUGAGGCCGGAACACCUGGCAGACCUGGAACUGAUGCACCAAAUGGCGAACCUGGUCCACGAGGGCCGCCAGGACCACCUGGAGAGCCUGGACCGCAAGGACCCCCUGGUGAACCUGGAACACCAGCUACACCUGAAGCACCCGUACCAGGAGAACCUGGAGAGCCUGGAGAUAUUGGCGCCCCUGGUCCACCUGGACCUCCAGGACCACCAGGUGCUGAUGGGCCUCUUGGACCUCCAGGACCAAAAGGAGAACAAGGACCAGAAGGAUCGCCAGGAUCAGAUGGAACACCUGGCCCUCCAGGACCAAUUGGACAGGCAGGAACACCAGGAGAGAAGGGAAUCUGCCCAAAAUAUUGUGCAAUAGAUGGUGGAGUCUUCUUCGAAGAUGGAACUCGACGUUAA
This is a messenger RNA of Meloidogyne enterolobii, 875 nucleotides long. NCBI's taxonomy places the organism in Eukaryota, Metazoa, Nematoda, Chromadorea, Rhabditida, Meloidogynidae. The record is from the annotation of a GenBank genome assembly.